AUGUGGCAGGACAACCACAGCAACUCCUACGGCGCAUCCACGUCUCAGAACAACUACUAUGCGGGCGCACCACCAGCGCAAGGCGUGCCCCUUCAGUUCUAUACACCCAGCCCCGUUAGCAGUACUUUCUACGACGGCUCGCGCUCCAGUCUCGAGGGGAAUGUCGGCGCACAGGGCUCCAUGCUACAGCAGGGGAUCCCUCCAGGGUAUGGCGGAAACAUGCAACCAGUCGGACCUUGGUGGACUGCGUUUGGAACAGGCGGAUUCGAGGGAGAGCCACCAUUGCUGGAAGAGCUUGGCAUAAACUUCUUUCACAUUCGCGCGAAGUCGCUCGCUGUGCUCAAUCCGCUUGGCAGUGUGGAUGAGCGAAUCAUGGAUGAUGCGGACCUGGCAGGUCCGCUACUAUUCUUCCUCUGUUUUGGCACAUUCUUGCUCUUUUCCGGAAAACCUCAGUUCGGCUACAUCUAUGGCGUCGGCUUGUUAGGCUCGGCGUCCAUUUAUACCCUGCUGAAUCUGAUGUCUGAGAAAGGCAUCGAUGCGUAUCGAGUAGUCUCUGUGCUAGGAUAUUGUCUACUGCCGAUGGUUGGGGUUGGCGCGUUGAGUGUCAUGGUUACCCUCGACGGUUCUCUGGGCUACAUCUUGUCAACUCUCUCUAUCCUCUGGUGCACAUAUGCAGCAUCAGGAAUAUUUGUUGCAGUGCUGCGCAUGUCGGACCAGCGAUUCUUGGUAGCAUAUCCCGUCGGACUCCUGUAUGGCUGCUUCGCAUUGCUCAGUGUAUUCAAUGUCGGCGGGACAGGUUCAUCGAAGUAA
Messenger RNA from Laetiporus sulphureus 93-53, 810 nucleotides. RefSeq names its product Yip1-domain-containing protein. The record is from RefSeq and is a predicted model, not a curated record. The transcript has 4 exons. Gene Ontology annotation, cellular component: trans-Golgi network; membrane. NCBI's taxonomy places the organism in Eukaryota, Fungi, Basidiomycota, Agaricomycetes, Polyporales, Laetiporaceae. Gene Ontology annotation, biological process: vesicle fusion with Golgi apparatus; endoplasmic reticulum to Golgi vesicle-mediated transport. Bases 1 to 810 code for a protein of 269 amino acids.